Cuscuta campestris is the source of this 1051-nucleotide messenger RNA. NCBI's taxonomy places the organism in Eukaryota, Viridiplantae, Streptophyta, Magnoliopsida, Solanales, Convolvulaceae. The record is from the annotation of a GenBank genome assembly.
AUCAGUUACAUGGGGUUGGUGGUGGAAGAGGCUAUCGGGCAGGCAGCAGCCGCGGCGGCUAUGGAAGAUCGGACACUUAGGGUUCCUCAUUUGAAGACUCGAAGACGCAAAUAGAUGAAUCGGAAGGAGAGAUUGCAUUAUAUGGAGCUGGGGUGUUUCUACUAAUCCAGCUUAUUAGCAUGAUCACCUUCAUCAAUUGGGUAAACAAAAAGUGUUACUGCGAAAACUCAAGAAUCAGCAGCUUGCAAAGAAGGGUACUUGCAACUUUUACACACUUUCUUUGCGUUCUGGCUAUCGCCUUUUUGUAUGGAUGGUACGCGCCACACAUGUCUUGCACGCUUAACAUUUCCAUCAUCAGUGGAACUUUAGGGCUCUACAUCACUAUGGUCGUUGUUUCCCAUUUUCUUACUGUGAAUGCUGGUUCUUUGUCUUCUAGUUUAAUGGGACUUUAUGUUAUAUUCCUCUGUUGGUGUGCUCUCAAAAGUGAACCUGAAGAAAAUUGCAUGCGAAAGGGAGGAUCUGAUCAUACUUCUAAAAUAGAUGUGCUCACCGUCAUAAGCUUUGUUGUGGGUUUGCUUACAAUAGUGGUUGCGACCUUUUCAACCGGCAUCGAUUCUAAAUGUUUUGCAGUGCUGAAAAGGGAGGACGAGAAGCAUGAAGAUGAUGUUCCAUAUGGAUAUGGGUUCUUUCACCUUGUUUUUGCUACAGGAUCUAUGUAUUCUGCAAUGCUGUUUGUCGGAUGGAAUACCAACCACUCUAUGCAAAAGUUUACAAUUGAUAUUGGGUGGACUAGUGCGUAUGUGAGGAUAGUAAAUGAGAUUUUAGCCCUCUUUGUUUAUGUUUGGCUUCUGAGGAAUAAACACGAGUGAUUUGCAAACCACACAAAGUAUAAAUGAAGGUUGCAUACAUAUCUAGGGAAGCUAAUAACUUUAUUUGCAUGUGUGAUGUAUUUCAUAUAAUUCUUAUGAGAAAUGAAUAUGAUCUUUUGUAGCCUGAAAAUACAUUUUAACUUGCAAAACAAAGAGGCGGCAAUACUGGAUGAUGUGAUUGU